This is a messenger RNA of Fraxinus pennsylvanica, 1392 nucleotides long. NCBI's taxonomy places the organism in Eukaryota, Viridiplantae, Streptophyta, Magnoliopsida, Lamiales, Oleaceae. The record is from the annotation of a GenBank genome assembly.
AUGUUGGACCUUAAUCUGACUAUUGAUGCGAAUGGAUCGAUCUUCAAUGGAACUGAAACAGUUACGGAGAAGCAGCACGAAUUGGGCGGAGGGCAAAUGGAGAAUUCUGUCAGUUCUAAUUCCUCUGUUGUUAAUGUGGAAAUCUCCAACGCCGUGGGCGACGAGGACUCGUGUUCGAAUCCUUUCUUCAGUUCCGGUAUAUUGAAAAGUAAUGGCGAACAGAAUCGUAGCGGUAAUUUCGUAACUAAGGAGUUUUUUCCUGUGCUCGAGGGAGCUGCUGUGCGGCAGCAUUGUCAGUGGUUGGAUCUUUCGAGGAAUUACAGUGGAAUGGCGCAGUGGGUUGUCGCUCAGCAGCAGCAGCAGAGACAGCAGGUGAAGAAGAGCCGGAGAGGACCGAGGUCUCGCAGCUCUCAGUACCGUGGAGUCACAUUCUAUCGUAGAACUGGACGAUGGGAAUCUCACAUUUGGGACUGUGGAAAACAAGUUUAUUUAGGGGGCUUCGACACUGCACAUGCUGCAGCUAGGGCGUAUGAUCGUGCUGCGAUUAAGUUCCGGGGGCUUGAUGCUGAUAUCAAUUUCAGCGUAGUUGAUUAUGAAAUAGAUCUUAAGCAGAUGAAGAAUUUGACGAAGGAAGAAUUUGUACAUAUACUGCGUCGCCAGAGCACUGGGUUUUCUAGAGGAAGUUCGAAGUACAGGGGAGUAACAUUGCACAAAUGUGGCCGUUGGGAAGCUCGAAUGGGACAACUUCUUGGCAAAAAGUAUAUCUAUCUUGGGUUGUUUGACAGUGAGAUGGAAGCUGCAAGGGCAUAUGACAAGGCUGCUAUAAAAUGUAACGGAAGGGAAGCAGUCACUAAUUUUGAGCCAAGAACAUACGAAGAGGAGAUUAGCUCUGAGGCUGGUAAUGGAGCUGGUGGAAACCAUAAUCUAGAUCUGAACUUGGGCAUUGCUCCCCCUUGUUCUGCCAAUGGCCAAAAUAAGACCAUUUAUGCUGAUGGCUUCCAGAUUCACUGCACCUCAGAUGGAACCCUGCCUGAAAAUGAAAUGCAUAACACCGCUUCAGCUACAAUGAAAACACUAUCGUCACAUGGACAUGUAAAUGUGCUUGACCAUCCUCACUUCUGGAAGGGUGUGAAUUCCAGUUCUUGUCCCAUUUAUAAGGGAUCAGCAAUAGGGAAGAGUAGGGAACUUAAUUUUUCCGCAAGUUGGGCAUGGCAAACACAGAACCCCAUUAAUGGGAUUCCUGCUGAUCCACUCUUCUCUACUGCAGCAUCAUCAGGAUUCGCUAAUUCAAGUAUUGCUGCUUCCUCAGCUGCUGUUCAUCCAAGUGAAACAAUAUCCCAACACCAUUAUCUACCUUCAGUAGCGAACUCACUUUAUCAUGGAAAGAGCUGA